Molecule: messenger RNA, 1362 nt
Organism: Cladophialophora immunda
Lineage: Eukaryota; Fungi; Ascomycota; Eurotiomycetes; Chaetothyriales; Herpotrichiellaceae
Exons: 2
Coding region: 74-904 (276 amino acids)
Source: RefSeq, a predicted model, not a curated record
GACGUCCGUCCCCUUCGAGGCAUGCCCACGAACGAACGAACAAUGCUUCCGACUUUCCGGGCUUCCUAAAACCAUGAACCUCCUCAACUUCCUACUGUCCCUCGUCGGCCUCUCGCUCAUCCUGGUCGACCCGGCCCUCGGCGCGAAAUCCACGGCCACGUCCUUCUGCAAAUGCAUCUGCUUCAACAACAGCACGAUCAUCGCCCUGAACCCGCCGCCUUCCUCCACGAGCGCCGCAGCGGUGCACAACCUGGCCGCUCGAUCCCCCCACGCACUGGCUGCCGAUUCCCCCGACGACGAGCCCGCAGCGCCCUCGCGUCCGCACCACAAACUCACCUGCGCAGACUGCACGCGGGCGUUCUGUCUCGACUAUAACCUGCCGAUCUGCAAGAACGCGCGGGACGAAGAUGUCUUCACCACCUGUUUCCAGCGGGACUCCCUGAAAGACGAAACCGUCGUCGUGAUCUUCAUCUUCGCCACCGCGGGCCUGCUGGCCUGGGCCGUGGUCAAGCCCUGGGUCGAUCGGCUGAGGGAGAAGAACACGUUUGCGCCGUUGCUGCAGCAUGACCGAGGCGGCCGGGAACGGUACGCCUCCGGCGCGAGGGGACAGAAUGCGCAGAGAACCUCGGGAGGAGGUGUCCUUGGCGCGGCCGGCUUCGGGGCCGACAGAACAGGAGGAGGAGGAGGAGGAGGAGGAGAAGAGGACGAAUUUGGAGGCGGGAGUGCGAGCAGCAGGAGCCGGAGCCGGAAUGGGAACGGAAAUGGAAAGGCAUCGCGGAGAGGGGGCCGAGUCGGCGGCGGACAGGCCUCUGUCCACCUCCCCUACGACGAGGACAUGCACGCAGACCAGGAUGCCAUGGACAUAGUCUCGGGCAUGCCGUCGGGGUCCGGCUCUCGUUCCUGACGUUCCAUGAGCAGCGUUUUGCAUUGUAAACAAACCCAAGCGGCGGCCUUGUUCUUCUUCCGUCGGUUCGUCCUGUCCAGCUUUCCCAACGUGCAGCCGCUCUCGCCGGUGCUAUGUAUCGCUGGAGACAUGAACGACCUUCCCUGGUCGUUCAUCACCAAUUCCCUCCGUCUGGUGUUUCCAUGCUCACCCGGCUCGGAGGAGAGCUACGUACCAUCCGGAAGCGCGCUCAAGCAUCGCUUGACACCCGCAUCUCAACCGUCCUACUCAUCCGCGCCUGUACACUGACAAAUCAUUAUGUAUUGGAGGUUCUGUCUGUUUGGUCGCAUGGUUGCAUACCGACGCCUGCCAUCCACGGUUCCGUCCCAACAGUUGCGAGAUCUCACUGGAACUCCCUGAGCCAUUCCCGCAGGCCGACACGCAGCGUAGAAGAGUACUAGCCAUCGACUCAAAUUCAC